CCCCCUCCCGCUCCUGCCCUCUCUCUCUCUCCCUCUCACGUAGACACAGUUCAGCUCCAGCCGCCCAGCACAGCUUGCUGCGGCUCUGGCAGCCAGAGGCAGGCUCUGCAGUGGAGAAGUGGGGCCGUCCCACUGAACUGGUACUUGUUAGAGGAUGAGCUGCACCAGGCUGGGUCUCUCUCUCCUGCUGCUGGCUGCCCUGGGCUGGACUGAGGACGAGCAUGGCUCAGAGCACGCUUCUCACCCCAAAAAGAAAGGUCCUGACCACGGUCACUGGAGCUAUGCAGAUAAGGCCCAGUGGCAGCUGGAGUACCCCUACUGCGGUGGGCAGAUGCAGUCUCCCAUCAAUAUUGACACCAAUUCCACAAUCUUCAGCCCUGAGCUGCAGCCUGUUGUGCUGGCAGGUUGCAACCUGGACCCCAGUGAGCAGCUCAGCCUAAUGAACAACGGACACACAGUUGUCCUUCAGCUGCCAGGCUCUCUGACUAUUGCCGGCGGCUACCCCCAGGAGCACAGAGCAAUGCAGCUGCACCUGCACUGGGGCUCCCCGGCAGGGCCGGGCUCAGAACACACCGUGGACGGACGCCGCUAUGAUGGGGAGAUCCAUAUGGUUUAUUACAACCCCAGCUAUGAGAGCAUCAAAGAGGCAAUGAGGCAGCCCGGUGGCCUAGCAGUGCUGGCAGCUUUCCUGCAGGUUGGGCCGGAGGACAACGUGCACUAUCAGCCUCUGCUUGAGCAGCUGGAUGAGAUCCAAGAGGAAGGCAAGGAAACGGCAGUGGCUGGGUUCAAUAUUGAAGGGUUGCUGCCCACCAACCUAGGCCGCUAUUACCGCUACAGUGGCUCUCUGACCACCCCUCCCUGCUACCAGACGGUGAACUGGACUGUCUUCAACCAGACGGUGUUGCUGUCCAAGGAGCAGAUCUCGCUGCUGGAGACCACGCUGCAGGGAGACGAUGACAAGGAUCUGCAGAACAACUUCCGGCUAACCCAGAGCCUGCACGGACGGAAAGUCCUGGCGAGUUUCCAGGCAGCCCUCAGCCCGAGGCGGGUCCCGCUUCCUGACGGUGGAGUUCCCCCCAUGACGCCCGCCCCUGACGGUGCCACAGAGGGAAGCACGGACGAAGCUCCCGGAGCAGGUGCUGGCUGCCCACCAUGCGGAGAUUCAGAAAACCAGCUGGGCCUCUCCCUGCAGACAGCGGACGUGCUGGCUGGUCUCUUUGGGGUUCUCUUUGCAGUCACGGCUCUGGCCUUCCUCAUCUACAUCCACAAGCAGCGGAGCCAGAACACAAGGCCGGACUCUCACCCCAAGCCCAACGUCAUCUACACAGCAGCCACCACAGAUGAGAAUGCGGUGUAGGCAGGGCCCCUGCUGCCCAGCGAGGGCCUCUGGCACACGGAAGGGAGACCAGCACACGCACCCUUGGGCUCUGCUGGCUGGACCCUGCCACUCACAGCCAGCCAAGCACGCCCUCCCUCCCCACCAAGGGGCCAGAGCAGCAGGGGCCCCUUCUCUGGGGCCUUCACUCCUUGAGGCCCGGUUACCUGCACUGAGGCUCAGCAGAGACUGAGGGGAAAAACUCUGCCCCUUUCACAGAUACUUUUUUUAAAGAUACAAUAAAAUCAAUGAAAUAGAAACCUAUUGCUAUGCCAGCCCUGCCUCUGCUGCAGGAGCUAUCUCCCCUGGGGGCCAGGGCCCCUCCCACCAUUGCAGUGAUGGCCCUGCCUCUGCUGUGGGAUCGCCCCAGGCAGAUACACCAGGCCAGGGCUAGGAAGCACCCCUGUGUGGGACCAGCUGCCCUCAGCAGCACAGUGGAUGGCUCCAGCUAGAGCAGCCAGGAAGCCCCAGAAAAGGAUGCUGCAGCUGGGCUUUGCCUUCCUGUCCCGCCUGAGCACUCAUGUAGCUACUCUGGCCCACACCCCCGCCAGUGGAUUCAUUCUUAGUGCACCUUGGGCUGAGCAGCAGGAGAAGUCAUUGCCAUGGGGCCUGUCACAGGUGGGAGGGGGGGUCCCAUGGCCUCUGGCCUGCCCCCAGGGGCUCAGCAGCCAGACACCCUGCAUGCAGCAGUAGAGGCUAGACAGCCACUGCCCAGCUUCUUGUGACCCUCCAGCGGGGUUCGUUACUGUGCCAGCCUGGAGCCCAGCAUCCACCUGGCAGCAUCCAACCAGCGCCCCACUCACCCAUUCGAUGCCGGUGCCACGUGCCGUGGUACUGGCAGACACCUAGUGGCCAUGUGGAGUCCCUGCACCAUUUCUGUAAAACACGGACCCAAGGGAAACAACACACACACUCCCCUCCCAAGGACAGUGGCAGUGUGGUCCAGUGGAUACAGCACUGGACCAAGGCUCAGAACAGCUGGGUUCUGUUCCAGGUUGCCCCACUGGCCUGUUGGGUGACCGUACACAAGUCAAUUCCAUGCCUGUGCCUUGGUUUCCCCAGCUGUAAAACAAGGAUAAUGACCCUGCCCCUACACGUGAAAUGUUGCAUACGAGCUGGGUAUCACCCCAACUUCCCACUCCCAGCAUGGCAGAUGCACCGCAUGUGCAGGACCCAUCCCAUCCCCCACAGCCACACACAAAUUCUCUCUGAGGCUGGUAUUUCUCUUUAUUGAUAUAAAAGCCCAUUACAAACUCAGUCAGUCUUGGCUCUCUGCCCUGGUGCCUCUGCAUGGCUUCUGGGUCCCUGCUCCCAGUUCCACCUCACAUCCCCAGGGCUGGUGCCAGCUCGGGCACCUCAUAUCCACCCCCACCAGAGACAUGGACAGGGUCACUGAUCCCGCCCCGGAUAAACCUCUGCCACCGCCCCUCCUCCCAGCAUGUCAGCACAAGGCAUGCAGCUACCAGCUGCACUGUGCCAGCAUCACCUGCCCAUCCCCUUCCCGUACCAGCAUCAGCCCUUUGGCACCACUCAUCCCCUCUCCAUGCCAGUGCUGGGCAGCCAGUCAGCCUCAUCCUUUGCCACCCACCUGUUCUGCAUUUCCCAUUGAAUGCCACCCACCAUCCUUCUCAGGCCAGUACCUGGCAGUCUGUCCCAUACCAGCAGCCAGGCACUUGGGGCCAGGGCUGGGAAUUCAGCCCCCUGGUACAGCCACUCCUGGGCAAGGGGAAAGGACGUUGCAGCUCCUUAGUGCCUAGCAUCCCCAGCUCGGCGCUUUGAUGUAUCCAGGCAAACUG
Caretta caretta (loggerhead turtle) is the source of this 3171-nucleotide messenger RNA. It is a transcript of the gene CA9, whose product is annotated as carbonic anhydrase 9. Lineage: Eukaryota; Metazoa; Chordata; Testudines; Cheloniidae. The record is from RefSeq and is a predicted model, not a curated record. Gene Ontology annotation, molecular function: zinc ion binding; carbonate dehydratase activity. Gene Ontology annotation, cellular component: plasma membrane.